AUGGCCCCGAGCGUCGGGCCAGGGGGUUGGGGGCACCCAGAGGGCAAUUCGGCCAAGAAGAGUGCCAACAGCAAGUCCACUGGGACGGCUAUCACGCUGUGCGGGUCCUCGAGUGGCGACGGCAGCCUCUGGUUUAUGAAGCAGCUCCAUGACGGUGUCAAGCUCAGGCUGUGCGACGACGUCGACGAAUCGAACGACAGAGGGCUUCGCAAGAGCACAGUGUAUUGGUUGUGGAAGCUGGAUGUGACAAAAAUAUUAUGCCUCAAGAACCUCGGACGCGAAGAAGGCCAUGCCGAAGCUUGCAGGGAUCGCAUGCGCAGCAAGGGUUGCACCAAGGACGUGGACGCCCUGAACAAGCUACUAGAACAGUGCAGGGAGGCGAGGGUGAUCACCUCGGAGGAGGGGUACUUCAACGCCAUGGACGACGCCACUCUGUCGAAGGCGCUGGAUGCUUGUUCCGACGCGCUUGGAGAUAGGCCAUUCCCUUCCGAUGUGCUCGCCAGGCUGCACAAACGCAGGUCCCUUCGGGCCCGCGAGAGCGCCUUCACGAGCGCAGGGACAUCUGAAAUGCUGGAGUAUUUUGCUAUCAACCGCUUGGCGCCGCAUUCGCAUGAGUUCGACAUCAAGCGCGUCUGCCUCGUGGACCUGGACGGAAGCCCGCAGGAUAAGAUCGACCAGUUAUACACCGUCUUGUUCGAGGAUGUUGUGUUGUAUCGUGUAUCCCAGGCGCUCGACCCCACCGUAGAUGUGUCCAUCAAGGCUGCUGAGACCACGAUAUCUUUGUUCCUGGCCUGCUUGGUGACAGAGAUGAGGGCUUUCAGCGAGGAGGAGAACUACGCCGACGCGCUGAUGGACAUGCAGGAGAGCUGCCCUUUGGCCAUGGCCCUCCUCGGCGACGUACAUGUGGGAAACAUUGAUACCACCACCAAGUUGGAUGAAGUCCUGCCCAAACCCGCAAAUGCAGCUCAGAAGAGGUUCGCGGAGUUCUGCAACACGAACUCGCACGCUGGCACAUCGUGGGGAAAUGUUGUCAAGUCUUGGAGUGACGCCCGCGUGUGGCAGAACACGUUGCUGUCCAUCACGGCUGCCCUUAACACGCCAUGCCACGACCUCGCGGGCAGGAUUGACCAGGUCAGGAUACAGGCCAAGGAGAGUGCGCCUGUGCUCGUGAACGCCCCCCUCGACAUCAAGUUCAGCGUGCGACAUCUGCUCGAGAGCAAGGCAAAGGAGAUCUACGCGGAAUGCAUCGAGGCUACCAAAGGCGUUACUCCCGACAUCAUCGUGGCGGAGAAGUGCAUUACUUUGAUGGAUUGUAUCCUUGGCACGUGUCCGAAUUGCCCCGCCGAUUGGGUUACGAUGAAGGGUCAGCUGACCUCCGCGAUCACGAUGACCAAGCAGCACGCACUUGCCAACAACUUCUUAUCAUCAUGCCGCGGUGUUGCUGGUCUGCCUUUCUCAGCAGGCGUGCAGGUAUCAUUGAAGAGCACAGAGAACGCGCCGAUCGUUGACGAGUUCCUCAAGCAGUUCCGCAUCUUGGGGAACACCAACGUUACAUGGGGCGACGCGGGCGUGCAGGAUGUCUACAAGGAGGCGUUCGACAAGCUUGUCUACGGCUUGGUAGAGGACACGAUCGAGACGUGGGACGACCGCAGCAGGAACAUAUUGACCAACGCAGAGAAGCUGCUGGGGAUUCUUACCAACCAGCCUGCAGGUGCCAAGGAGGCGAUGCAGGUGCUGAAGGCGAUCGAGGCUACGCACGGGGCCACCGAUGCUUGGUGCCGCCUCGCGGACUGUCCGGAGCUUCGCUGGCGUGAGGGCUCGGGGCGGCUGAAGCUUGAGGAUUACCAGCGCAAGGCGGCCCAUCUCAAGAGCUGCCGCGACGAAUUGGAGGCGGUCGAGGAGAAGUGCGACUCCGCGAGGCAGGUGAGCAUCAUUGGCGACGCCUACUGCGACAACACGACGAGCGCACUGGCGGAGGUCAAGACUCAGGUCACGGACGCAGUGGCGAUGAAACUAAGAGAGUCUAUGCGCUCGUUCAGGCCAACGGCGAAGGGUGGCAAGGACGGACAGUCGUGGCAGGACGGUGUUGACGAUUGUGUGCAGUUUCCUGAGUAUCUCCGCAUCGCAGAGGAGAAGCUGUUCCCAUUCGACGGCAAGACCUUCAUCGAGCGCCUGGCAAUCCUGCAGCAGGACGUGGUCGAGAAGUUCUUCGAGCGGAAGUUCGAGGGGGAGAACCCGCGCCUCCUCGUCAAGCAGGGCCGCAUCACCGACGCCGAGUACGUGAUCAUGAAGCGCCUCAAGCAGUUCACCCUCACCGAGAAGAAAGCCGACGACAAGAAGCUCCUCAGGCAGGACAUCUCCAAGGAGCUCGCGACGAGGAGUCGCGAGGACAAUCUCUCGGUGGAUGCGGACUUCCACCCGUGCCUGCGUGAAGCCGCCAAGGCGGCGAAAGUAGGCAGAUUUCAGUGA
Molecule: messenger RNA, 2469 nt
Organism: Prorocentrum cordatum
Lineage: Eukaryota; Dinophyceae; Prorocentrales; Prorocentraceae
Source: the annotation of a GenBank genome assembly